AAUAAAUAUAUAAACGUUUAGUAGGCAAACAUAAACUUUGGAUUUGUUGACAGUAUAAUUACUGUUAAUUUUUAUUUGUUAUUUGUUAUUACUUGUAUACUAAAAAAGAAUAAAAAUGAGUAGCUACAGAAAAAGAGAACCAUCAAAUGAUGAUGAUGAUAGUAAUAGUGAUGAGGAUCGUCGUUUAAAAGACAUAAAAGAACGUGAUGAAUUUGCAAAUCGUUUAAGAUCAAAAGAUGAUUCAAAAGUACGUAAAAUAACAACAACAACAUCAGGUAGUUCAAAUGCAGCUGAAGCAGCAAAACGUAUUAAAUUAAUGGAAACAGAAAAUCGUGAUAAAAUGAUGCCAAAAUUACGUAUUGAAUCACGACGUCAAUAUCUUGAAAAACGUAAAGAAGAUAAAGUUGCUGAAUUAGAAGCUGAUAUACGUGAUGAUGAGGCACUUUGGGAUGAUGAUGUAUUAACACAAAAAGAAAAAUCAGAUAGAGAACAUAAAAAAAAAAUACUUCAAAUAGCUGUUGAACAUGGAAAAGCUGGUGAACUUGAAAAAAUUCAACGUUAUCAUAUGCCACAUGAAAAUAAAAAAAAUGAACAAGAAAAAGAUUCACUUCAAAUUGAACCACCACAAUCAGAACAAACAAAAUGGGAAUCACAUCAAAUGAAUUCAGCUGUAUUUAAAUUUGGUGCUAAAGAUAGAAAAAAUCAAGAAGAAUAUGAUUUACUUCUUGAUGACAUGAUAAUGUUUACUGAUGAACCAUUUAAAAUGUCAGGUUCAAAUGAAGAAUCAUUAUUAGCAUCAUCAUCAAAUGAAAAUGAAAAAAAAAAAGUAUUAACAACAAUUGAAGAAGUACAAAAAAGUUUACCAAUAUAUAGAUUGAAAGAAAAAUUAAUGCGAGCAAUUAGAGAUCAUCAAAUAUUAAUAAUUGAGGGCGAAACUGGAUCUGGUAAAACAACACAAUUACCACAAUAUCUUUAUGAAGCUGGUUAUGCUGAUAAUGAUAAAAUAAUUGGUUGUACACAACCAAGAAGAGUUGCAGCAAUGUCAGUUGCAGCUCGUGUUGCACAUGAAAUGGCUGUUAAACUUGGUAAUGAAGUUGGUUAUGCAAUACGUUUUGAAGAUUGUACAUCACAAAGAACGCGAAUAAAAUAUAUGACUGAUGGUACAUUACAUCGUGAAUUUUUAAGUCAACCAGAUCUUGAAUCAUACAGUGUUAUGAUUAUUGAUGAAGCUCAUGAAAGAACAUUACAUACUGAUAUAUUAUUUGGUCUUGUUAAAGAUAUAGCACGUUUUCGUCCAGAACUUAAAUUAUUAAUAUCAUCAGCAACACUUGAUGCAGAUAAAUUUAGGGCUUUUUUUGAUGGGGCAGCAGUAUUUAAAAUACCUGGACGUAGAUUUCCAGUUGAUAUUUAUUAUACAACAGCACCAGAAGCUGAUUAUAUUGAUGCAUGUGUUGUAACAAUAUUACAAAUUCAUGCAACACAAGGUAAUGGUGAUAUACUUGUAUUUUUACCUGGACAAGAAGAAAUUGAAUCAUGUCAUGAAAUAUUACAAGAUCGUACACGUAGAUUAGGUGCUAAAUUACGUGAAUUAUUAAUACUUCCAGUAUAUGCAAAUUUACCAAGUGAUAUGCAAGCUAAAAUAUUUCAACCAACACCAAAAGGUGCACGUAAAGUUGUAUUAGCAACAAAUAUUGCUGAAACAUCAUUAACAAUUGAUAAUAUUGUAUUUGUUAUUGAUCCUGGUUAUGCUAAACAAAAUCAUUUUAAUGCUAAAACUGGAAUGGAAAGUUUAAUGGUUGUACCAAUAAGUAAAGCAUCAGCAAAUCAAAGAGCUGGUAGAGCUGGACGUGUUAGUGCUGGUUCAUGUUUUAGAUUAUAUACACAAGAUAUAUUUCAUCUUGAAAUGGAAGAUAAUACAAUACCAGAAAUACAAAGAAUAAAUCUUGGUAAUGCUGUAUUAACAUUAAAAGCACUUGGUAUUAAUGAUUUAAUACAUUUUGAUUUUCUUGAUCCACCACCACCUCAAACACUUGUAUUAGCAUUAGAACAAUUGUAUGCACUUGGUGCAUUAAAUCAUCAUGGUGAAUUAACAAAACUUGGAAGAAGAAUGGCUGAAUUUCCACUUGAUCCAAUGAUGGCUAAAAUGCUUAUUGCAAGUGAAAAAUAUCGUUGUUCAGAUGAAAUUGCAUCAAUUGCAUCAAUGUUAUCAGUUAAUGGAGCAAUUUUUUAUCGUCCAAAAGAUAAAAUUAUUCAUGCUGAUACAGCUAAACAAAAUUUUCAUGUACCUGGUAGUGAUCAUAUGACACUUUUAAAUGUUUAUAAUCAAUGGCAGCAGAGUGAUUUUAGUAUACAAUGGUGUUAUGAAAAUUUUAUUCAACAUAAAUCAAUGAAAAGAGCUAGAGAUGUUAGGGAACAACUUAUUGGAUUAAUGGAAAGAGUUGAAAUGGAAAUUAUAUCUGGUAUUUCAGAAACAAUAAAUAUUAGAAAAGCAAUUACAUCUGGUUAUUUUUAUCAUGUUGCUAGAUUAUCUAAAGCUGGUAAUUAUAAAACAGCUAAACACAAUCAAACUGUAUCAAUUCAUCCAAAUAGUUCAUUAUUUCAAGAAUUACCAAGAUGGGUUGUUUAUCAUGAACUUCUUUAUACAACCAAAGAAUACAUGAGACAAAUUACUGAAAUUGAAAGUAAAUGGUUACUUGAAGUUGCACCACAUUAUUAUAAACCAAAAGAACUUGAAGAUUCGACAAAUAAAAAAAUGCCUAAAGUUGCUGGACGAGCUGUACCAGAUGGUACCAAUUAAUUUAUACCUAUCUAUAUAUUAUUUUUCUGUACAGUUUAAAAUUAAUUAGGUUCUUUUCAAUAAAAAAAAAAAAAUCACAAACAUUUGAUAUAUGAAAAAAAUAUCAUUUAUAUUUUUAAUUUGUUAAUAUUAUAAAUUUACAAUCUUUCAACUUAUUAACAAAUUUAAAUAUAUUUUUUCAUGACAAUAAUAAAUUAGUUUUAAUUUUAAAUAAUGAUAAUGAUAAAUUAUUGUCAAAAAAAAAAGAAAAAAAAAAAA
Molecule: messenger RNA, 3055 nt
Organism: Aphidius gifuensis
Lineage: Eukaryota; Metazoa; Arthropoda; Insecta; Hymenoptera; Braconidae
Gene: l(2)37Cb
Product: probable pre-mRNA-splicing factor ATP-dependent RNA helicase mog-4
Exons: 2
Coding region: 116-2797 (893 amino acids)
Cellular component (GO): catalytic step 2 spliceosome; intracellular anatomical structure
Molecular function (GO): RNA binding; ATP binding
Source: RefSeq, a predicted model, not a curated record